Molecule: messenger RNA, 2074 nt
Organism: Carassius gibelio (silver crucian carp)
Lineage: Eukaryota; Metazoa; Chordata; Actinopteri; Cypriniformes; Cyprinidae
Product: tetratricopeptide repeat protein 27-like
Exons: 6
Coding region: 977-1426 (149 amino acids)
Molecular function (GO): protein binding
Source: RefSeq, a predicted model, not a curated record
ACUUAUAAUUUGCAUUAAAACAGAUAUUAUUUUAAUCAUGUAACAGAUUUACAGUAAUCCAAUACUGAUUUUAUGUUGCGCCCCUUUGAGCAUCUGGACAAAUCUCGACGUUCCCAUAGCGACGCUGCCUUAUUAAGUAUCCCAUCAUGCACCACGUCGCUGUCAUGGCUGCUCACUGAUGACACUUUCAGCACAUGGGCAGAAAUCAAACACAUCACAGUGAGCACACGAACCCAUCACGUCUCGCAUUCACAGCCAGAGCAGGUCUUGAGGGACGUGACGCGAGUUUCAUUUCUCUGGAGAGGGUCGACGAGGAUGAAGAUGCUGCAGCUCGAGACGGCGGUUCUGUGCGGACGUACUGAUCCCGGACUGGAAACAGAGCGGCUUCAGCACCGCGGGUAAGAGACAGCGGCAAGUCUGAGCCGAGGUGGUUUUGAAACAACGAUGAUGAUGAUGAUGAUGAUGAUGGCUGAUGUUGAUAAUUUCGUCCAGCUGUGGAUAAUUAAACUGGUUUGGAUCUGCUCGGAUGUGUUGCGUGCUGGUUGGUUUGCUGGACGCAGCAGUUACACACUCUCACGUGGUUUAAAUGUGCCGCAUGUGUGUUGAAAUCACCGCGCCGACGCACGGGACAGUGUCCGGACAGGCGUGAGUUUCCGCUGACUGUGAACCGAGCGAUAUUUGACCGCGUUCUAACAGCGUGACUUCUGUACUUGUGUAUUGACUGCACGGAGGGACAGUGUGAGCAGCUUUAGGACAGACGCGUGUGUGUCCUGUUGAUGUUGAGAGGCAGUUGGCGAGUCUGUUGACUGAUUUGGGCCUGACGUGUUCUGCGUUGCUGAUCUACGAACGACUGGAACUCUGGGAGGAUGCGGUCGUCUGCCUGGAGAGGAUGGGACAGCACGGCAAGGCGGAGGAGAUUUUGAGACGCCAUCGCUUUACUGUCUGUUAGGUGAUGUGCUGAAGGAUCCAAAGUAUUAUGACCGAGCAUGGGAGCUUUCCAAACACCGCAGUGCACGCUCCCAAAGGUCCAAAGCUCCAUCAUCUGCGCCACAAAGAAUUCCAGCAGUGCGUGGAAUGUUUCGAACGCUCGCUGCGAAUCAAUUCCAUGCAGUUGGGUGUGUGGUUCUCUCUGGGCUGUGCGUAUUUUGCACUGGAAGGCUACGAAGGGGCUGCCAAAGCUCUUCAGAGAUGCUUUGGACUGGAACCAGAUAAUUCAGAAGCAUGGAACAACCUCUCCACGGCCUACAUCAAACUGAGAAUGAAGGGACGCUCAGAGGCCUCCUUGCUUUUCAAUUACUGUAGGAAUGACUUUGGCAGCUGCAAUUGCAAAGAUAAAUCUCCUCGGGGUUCUUGCAGUGUCUACCCCAGGAACCAGCACUUCACCACCACCACCAACCGGCCAAUAUUAACCAGAUUUGGAAGCUAAAUGCCAGUUAGGACACUUGUUGCUUGACAUGAUUGGAGGUUUUUGCUGAUUUCCUGCGAGGAACGGAGAUGUUUUGUGGAACACCACUGUAACGGCAUGUACCUGAGGAUUCUGGGAAUUAUUUCUCUCCUCUCCUCUCCUUUGCCCCUCGUCCAAUUAGCCCUGUGCACUCAUCCCUGAGAUGAGUCUUUGCAAUCUUCUAUUAAAACCUGAUUAACGCUCCCAGGGACCAUCCAGAACAGAGGAAGUGUGUGUGUGUGUGUGUGUGUGUGUGAGAGAGAUUGUGCACACACCUGCAUGUGUUCAAAGGAAACUAGGCUUUAGAUGUUACAAUGAAACCCAUGUUGAGCCCUGUGGCAUAGGCUUUUGUUGAUGGCGCUUACAGAAAUAUCAGCUCUGUUCCAUAACCUUGUGAUCUGUGUGCUAACUGAAGGCUCCUACUGUAAGUGAUUGAUUUGGAAUGCUCUUAGCGAUCUGUGUGCCACACACAGCGUUUCUCACGAGGUGCACUGGAGACUCAACUCGGAGCAUCUUACUAAGCUAAUGAUCCAGUACUCUUAAAAACUAUUUGCUGUAGAAACAAUUUUCUUUGAGAAGUUGCAUGUAAAUUUCAUAAUUACAAUGAAGUAACAUCAAAUUAAACAUGAA